AGUGCGCGGUUUGGGACACACCCAUGGUCUUCGACAGACUUAAGCUUAUUUACAUAAUUAGCUAGCAUGUUAACAUACACACUUACGUACUUACCUUUUCAUAGAAACUCGAGAGGACCUUCAACAGUUCACAGAGAAUCCUCGGAAGCGGAUUAGAGUCCCAAAGGUCAUGGAGGAGGGGCUAGUUGCGGUGGAAAAAAAUCCUGAAGCGGUCAGAGAACUAGUGACUUGAAGAAAAAAGCGAAAACCAUCCAAGCAGCUGAAGGAAAUGAAAAAAGAAAAAGCCUUAUGCGGAUCUUGGAAGAAAAAAAGGCAAUGAAAAAAACUUCUCCACUUCUUGCAAAUGAACAAAAGAGGAAGAGGGAGGAAACGCCGCCAGACAGCUUCUCUGACAGUGAUGAAGACGGAGGAGGAGUUGUACCACAACGGAUAUAUGAUGAACUGACUACACUUUUGGCAAAAUUGUUUUUUAUAUGCUGUCCCCUUAUCAAUUAAACAAAUAAAAUUGAAAUAAUAUUGGCCAAUAUCAGAUUGAUAUCGGGCUGAUAUCGAUAUCCAGUUGUAAAGACAAUAUUGGCAGAUACUGAUAUUGGGCCGAUAGUAUCGUGCACCACUACCAGUGUAUUAUUGUGAACGUACUGUUGGAGUUCUUAAUGCUGCUCUUUUUUUUUUCUUUUUUUAUGAAGAUUUGCUCAACUAAACAAGAGUAAAUGUGAGCUGGAACUGGAGUUGGCUAAAUAUAGGGAGGCAAACCUUUCUCUGCAACAAAGCCUAGAUGAGGUGCUUAAACAACUCUUUUCACAAAGGUCAAUGAUGUCUCAGGUCUCUGAGCCUGUCACCAAGUCCACAACUUUAGCCACCAGCCCCAAUUCAGAGAGUGAACCUCUUCAGCUGCCGAACACCCCAAGGGUAUUGGAAAAGAAGGAUGGGAAGAUUCAUAUUGGAAAUGAGGUUUGGCUGCGAGAGGAAGUCUGGAACAAGAUCCAAGCCACAAGAAAAGACUCGUUGUACGUCAAAGAGUUAGCAGUGGCCAUCUGGGGGAGCAGUGAACUAAAACAACGAAGUGUGUCAGGAAAGGAAUGCCCCACCAAAAACACUGAGGCAAAGCCUCCCUUGACCCCAGACAGGCUGGGAACCCUCAAAGAUUGUUUCUAUCGCUGGCUGAGGGCCCAGGAUCUGGAGAAGGCAGAGGUGGACAGGAGAUCGAAGCUGGUGGGCUUCUUUAUCUCCCAGAAAAUUCAAGACUUGAACAAGAAGGACAAAAAAAACUUGGAAAAAUGAAAUGAAAAUUGAUGGAAAGCUUUUAUCAAACUGCAUUUGUCAUUUAUUUAAAUAAGGGUUUUGGGUUUCAUUUCACUUAAGGUUUUAUUUUUAUUGUGUUUAUGCUUUAAAAUAGACUUUUAAUAGCCUUGUUAUAGUACAUUUUCAUGACCAGUUUAACCAGAUUUCCAAUUCAGUUAUCUGUUAUGGUAAACUUUUACGGUGAAAAUUACUUAGUAAAUGUUGACAUGUUGGCAGUAAAUGUGAAACUCACCGUCAUUAUUGAAUGGAUUUGUUUAAUAAAUAUGUCAUUGACA
Melanotaenia boesemani (Boeseman's rainbowfish) is the source of this 1577-nucleotide messenger RNA. RefSeq names its product BEN domain-containing protein 5-like. Bases 811 to 1281 code for a protein of 156 amino acids. Gene Ontology annotation, molecular function: DNA binding. Lineage: Eukaryota; Metazoa; Chordata; Actinopteri; Atheriniformes; Melanotaeniidae. Gene Ontology annotation, biological process: negative regulation of DNA-templated transcription. The record is from RefSeq and is a predicted model, not a curated record. The transcript is spliced from 5 exons.